AUGGUGUCCAAUUCUUCCAAUUCAUCCAGCUUCUCUCUUCCCAUAAACGCUUCGGCCCAGGUGGGCAUCGCCAUCCUGACCUUGGCCUUCGCGCUGGGCUUCCCGGGAAACCUUUUCGUGGUGUGGUCGGUGGUCUGUCGCGUUCGCAAGCGCUCGGUGACGUGCCUGCUGGUGCUCAACCUGGCGGUGGCCGAUGCUUUCGUUCUACUCACUGCGCCCGUUUUCCUCCGUUACCUCGCCGGCGGGCGGGGAUGGGAGUUCGGCUCGGCGGGCUGCAAGCUGGUUCACUACCUGUGCAACGUCAACAUGUACGUGUCCAUCUACCUCAUCUGCAUGAUGAGCAUGGAUCGGUGGCUGGCCGUUUCCAGGCCGUUUUUAUCCCAGAGGAUGCGGACUAAACGCUCGCUCAUGAUUCUCUUACUUGGAGUCUGGGUCUUGGCGUUCCUGCUGUCCAUACCCAUGCCUUUCUACCGCAGCAAUCUGAGAGUAUAUCCCAACAUCCCGCUGGCAUUUUGUAUCCCGUACCACUGGCGGAGCGUAGGCCACAAAGUCUUCCAGUACACCUUCGAGACCAUCAUGGGCUGCCUGGUGCCCUUCUCUCUCAUCAACACUUGCUACUCGUCCGUCAUCUGCCGUCUGCAAAGCGCCAUGUUCCAGCGUCGGGGCAAAGGCAGCAGACUGAUCUUCAUGAUCAUCUGCACCUUCGCCGUAUUCUGGCUACCGUAUCACAUCGUCAACGUUAUCGAGAUAAUUGGCCUCUUGCAGGACAGCAAGACCAUAAUGGAUGCCGCUGGCCGGGCCCGUCCUAACGUCACAGCCUUCGCCUACUUCAGCAGCGCCGUCAACCCGAUUCUCUACGUCUUCGCUGGCAGCGCCCACAUCCGCCAAGCCGGCCUCAACUUCAUGGGCAAGCUCUUUGAAGCCACCUAUUCGGAGAGCAGGAGCUCAACCUUUACCCGCAGCGGACGUACCACCAGUUCAUCGCGAGAGGACACCUCAGUUCUGCAGACGCUGUCCGUCAAACUCAAGAAGCCUUUCAGAAGCAGGCACGGAGAUGGCGCCAAUGGGAGAGAGACGGAAGAGCCCGAACUUAAGACUCUGGCAAGUGUUGAUCCGUUAGAAUAG
Messenger RNA from Nerophis lumbriciformis (worm pipefish), 1125 nucleotides. Lineage: Eukaryota; Metazoa; Chordata; Actinopteri; Syngnathiformes; Syngnathidae. The record is from RefSeq and is a predicted model, not a curated record.